Molecule: messenger RNA, 1458 nt
Organism: Uloborus diversus
Lineage: Eukaryota; Metazoa; Arthropoda; Arachnida; Araneae; Uloboridae
Product: nucleosome assembly protein 1-like 1
Exons: 14
Coding region: 142-1287 (381 amino acids)
Biological process (GO): nucleosome assembly
Cellular component (GO): nucleus; chromatin
Molecular function (GO): histone binding; chromatin binding
Source: RefSeq, a predicted model, not a curated record
GUAAGUGAAGAAGAUACAUUGUAAAAUCGAUUUAAUAUCGUUUUAAGUGGCAAUACGCGGGCUCCCUCCGUUUUACCGCCAUUAUUUUAUUCAGUGUCUGGUUAAUGCCCGGUUCCUCGAGGAUUGGUAACGGCAAAAACAAUGGGAGACCCUAAAGAUAUUGAGCUAAGUGGUGAUGGUACUGCUGUAAAAUCAGAAGCGGAAAACACUGAAGCAGUUGAAGUGGAACCCAACCAACCUGCACAUGAUACUGGUGAUGGUGUAAUAAAAGAAACAGACAUGCUUGCUGCGUUCAAAACUACUUUAGGAAAUAUGCUGAAUGCAUCAGCUACUUUUUUGCCAAAACCAGUCCAAAGGAAUGUAAAAGCUCUGAAAAAACUUCAGUUAACACACGUAAACUUAGAAGUAGAAUUUUUCAAAGAAUUGCAUGAAUUGGAAAUGAAAUAUGAGAAAAAAUAUUUACCUCUUUAUGAAAAGCGUGCUGCAAUUGUGAAUGGUUCUGUUGUUCCUACUGAUGAAGAAUGUGAUUUCCAGUCGGAUUCUGAAAAAGAAUUAGAACUUUCUAAUGAGAUUCAAAAGGUUAAAGUUGAAGAUGAUACUGAUCAGAAAACAGAUGAAUCUGCUGAUAUCAAAGGCAUUCCUGAAUUCUGGUUGACUGCAUUGAAAAAUGCUCCAACAGUUGCUGAUAUGAUUGAGGAAUAUGAUGACCCAAUUUUGAAACAUUUGAUCGAUGUUAAAGCAUAUACUCAUGCUGAACCCAUGAGCUUUGAUUUAGAAUUCAUCUUUGAACCAAACGAUUUUUUUACAAAUAGUACCUUAACUAAACAUUAUGAAUUGCGGUGUACACCUGAUCCGACUGAUGUGUUUUCUUUUGAAGGCCCUGAAAUUGUUAAAUGUAAAGGAUGUGUUAUUGAUUGGAAGAAAGGAAAAAAUGUUACUGUGAAAACUAUCAAGAAAAAACAGAAACAUAAAGCAAGAGGUGCUGUUAGGACUGUAACCAAAACAGUGCAGAAUGAUUCGUUUUUUAAUUUCUUCAAUCCUCCUGCUGCUCCUGAAGAUGAAGAUCAAAUGGAUGAAGAAACACAGAAUAUACUAAGUAAUGAUUUUGAAGUUGGCAAUCUCAUUAAAGAUAGAAUAAUUCCUAAUGCUGUCUUGUUCUUUACUGGUGAAAAUAUGAUUGAUGAUGAGUUCGAUGAAGAGGAUGAUGACGAAGAUGAAGACGAAUAUGAUGAAGAUGAGGAUGAUGACGACGAAGAAGAGGGAGAUAACAAUCAGUGCCUGGUAUAAAAUUCAGCAAUAUAUUUAGAACCGAAAGAAGUCUCGUGGGACAACUAAUUCUCAAUCUCAGCCACCUCCAGAAUGUAAACAACAGUAAUGCAUUUAUGAAUAUUUAACCCGUUUCCAAUGUAAAAUUAAUAAAGACAGUUGCUUAUGUUGAAUAAAAUUGGUUUUAUAAAA